Camellia sinensis is the source of this 900-nucleotide messenger RNA. RefSeq names its product Polynucleotidyl transferase, ribonuclease H-like superfamily protein. Gene Ontology annotation, biological process: rRNA 5'-end processing. The record is from RefSeq and is a predicted model, not a curated record. Lineage: Eukaryota; Viridiplantae; Streptophyta; Magnoliopsida; Ericales; Theaceae.
AAAACCCCCAAAAAAAUGCCAUACUCGCCUCGCCAUUUCUAAUUUUUGGUGGUCGCCGCUAUCUUUUUGUUUGCAGCUAGCCUACAAAUCCAGAAAAACCGUUUCAAAUAUCGCUCUAAUCUCAGGCUCAGGCACUUCCAUGCUCUCAUACUCCUACAAUCUAAGCCAAUUAAGAUUUCAAACAUGGUAGAAUUGCACACAACUGGCCACUAGUAUGAAAUAUGUGAAGGCAUUCAAUUUGUUCCAUGAUUUGAUGAAGACGAAACCAUUAGAACGAGGGCGUUUGCUUGGUCUCGAUGUUGGUGAUAAAUAUGUCGGUCUAGCUGUUUCAGAUACAAACAACAAGAUUGCUUCACCUCUGAGUGUACUGAUUCGGAAGAAAUCAAAGAUUGAUUUGAUGGCAAGUGAUUUUCAAAGCUUGAUCUGUGAACUCUCUCUUACAGGCUUCGUUUUUGGCUAUCCUUUCGAUAGGCUCAGAAGCAGUCCAGAUGCUGUGCAAGUGAAACUUUUAAUUGAUGACCUCUGUAAAACAGGGAAACUGGAAGGUUUAAAAUAUACCUUUUGGAAUGAAUGCUUCACAUCAAAGAAUGUGGAAUUAUUGUUAAAACCUUUAAAUUUACAACCGGUGCUAUCCAAGACGAUAAUAGACAAAUUUGCUGCUGUCGGAAUACUCCAGGCAUACCUAGAUUAUGCGAACAGGAAUCUAAAGUUGAAAUCAGCAGGGUAAGACCUCUCCAGAAUGGUGAGAGCAUCUAUAAAUUUUAUGAAUGUUCUUCUUGUAUGAGAGCCUCUUUAUCAAACCUAAGCUACUAUAGUUAUGAUCGGUUGAACGAUUACAUAUUUAUAUCUCCAACUGAUAUUGAAAUUCAUGGCCAUCUUUUGAUGGCACAUUACUUUUUA